Molecule: messenger RNA, 2650 nt
Organism: Scophthalmus maximus (turbot)
Lineage: Eukaryota; Metazoa; Chordata; Actinopteri; Pleuronectiformes; Scophthalmidae
Gene: itgb3bp
Product: integrin subunit beta 3 binding protein
Exons: 8
Coding region: 39-575 (178 amino acids)
Source: RefSeq, a predicted model, not a curated record
AAAUAACAUGAUGCCCGGAAUUAUAUAGACGGCAGCUCAUGUUCUACACGGACUGUUUUAGUGUAGCAAAGGCGCCAACUUCAUAUGUCCAGAACAAACUUUCCUUUGAGACCGUUUGCAACUCGACAAUGCCUGUGAGAAGAGUGCUGCACAUGGAAAAGGCCCAACAUAAUCCAGCUUCCAGACUACCAGUACCUGCAAGAAACCAGAAAGCUCCGACUGCGCCUGCAAGUUCUCAAGCAGGCAGGACAAAAGUCACUGCAGAUGAAGAGGAGGUCCCGCAGACAGAGUUGGAAAAACUGGACUCCAUGCGAUCUAAACUGGAACAGUCGGUGGAUGCAUUCGUCAGGGCCAGGAAAGAGCUGGAGGAAAUAUUGCCAGCAGAGGGCAGCAGUGAACAAGGACGGUUCCUCACUGGAUCUUCUGCUGAUCUGAGGACUGAGCUGAAGAGACACAAAGAGCUGACAUCCACAGAAGCUUCAUCUACAAAAGGAAAUAAAGACCCCAACAAUCACAGUGGAGGUCCUGCGAAGAUGGGCGACUCCUACAAGUUUCUCAAGUCCAUUAUGGGCUGACUUUUUGAAAUUUGAAUUUAUUACAAAUAAAAUUUAAAGGACUGACAAAACUCAAUUGCAAUACAUCUUGGUUUAUGAAAAAUAUGCCUCCUGUUAAGUCUCUGCUCUGUGAAUAUUCAGUCUCGACAAGUGACUGCGGUGUGUCUAAUAUCACUGGGUGCCAGUGGGGUUACGAUCAUGUUUUCCUCUCCCGUAUUCCCCCGGGUUUUUGUUAGCAAGGCAUCUUGGCUGUUGACAGCUAAUGGAAUUGCCCUUCAUUUUCUCGUGCGCACGAUCCCACGGAGAUAAGGCAGGAGAUGAAUGUGGAAUCUGUGCUGUCAGUUGUGAGGCGGAGUUGUGUUGGAAGCCGUCAUUCAUUUGCGCGAGAAGUGCCUGAAACGGUAGGAGCGAAUCCCUCUGACAUGUAAGACCCCCGUCUACCCUCCAGAGCCUCUGCCUGGCAGCUGACAAAUGUUGAUUCUACAUUAACCACAAUGCUGCAACGCUGUGCAAAUAAUGUUCUUUCAGAUGGCAACCCUCUUCCCCUUUAUGGCUAAAACUAUGCGAUCCUCUCCCCACCCGUGCAGUUUAACACCUUUUUGGAAAGUAAAGGUGGGGGUGAAAACUGUCUUACACAACACAGUAGUCUCUUUAUUUGGCAGCGCCUGGGAAGGCUGAGGCCUCUCGCUGCCCAAGUCGACCUAAGCGACAGCUGGUGUUCACAGCAACAUUUCCUAUUUCUGCCUAAGGUGGAUCGUGUAACUCUCACUUUAUCACCCUUAGAGGCCACGUGAAGGACAAAGCCAGUGCACCCAUAAACAAAACUAAUGUUUUGAUACAAGCCCCUUAGGUGGCAGAUAGAGGGAUCCGCGGUGCGUUUACUGCCCCGUUCCCACUUCCCCACCUCUUACCGAUACAAGAGUCGGGAUCUAAACCUUAGUGGUGCCUGCGGAAAGUGGGGAUGUGCAUCCCGGAUAACUAGUUGGAGGCAAAGUGGUGACUGAGCUCUUAUUUUCACAGUGGCCUGAAAACAGAAGGCGCUCGCUAUCUGAUGUGUAAUUAUACAACUGUGAUUAUUAUUAUGUGCAGCCGUCAAGUUUGUGUAAACACCAGAAGCACGAGUUUGAGUGUUUUUAAAGAAACUGCUCAUCAGAAUAAAACUCAUGAAUACGCCAUAUGAGUUUUCAUCUGCAAAGCGUAUCUGUCUCAUCCAUUUCAAUGGGGCAAUGUAAGCACAGCCACACAAAGAGCUUUAAUUAAUUAAUGCUCACCAACAACAGAAAUGAAUUAAGUUUGUCCAGCUUAAAGUGGAGACAAGUGACAACUUUAAGUUGAACAAAUUAUAGUAUUUUGAAAUUUUUAAGUUGGAAAGCAAUUUUCUUCUUUUCAGUGUGUGGCUUAAUUGUUGCUACUUGAAAAAAGUCAUGUAGAGCAGUGUUUUCUCCUUGUUUAUCUGUUUAUAUAUAGGUUUUCAUGAAUUGGUCUUCAGUAGAUUUAACCUUUAAACUGCAACAAAUGCUUGUUUGUAUUGAUUGUUUAAAUGUCGGACGAUUGUGAGAAACAUCAGGGAGUCAUUUCUAUAAAUCGCUCGUUCCAACAAACUCUCCAAAAGUCCAAAUAUAUUCUAUAAUGUGAUAUAAAACAGAAGCGACAAAUCCUCACACUUAAGAAGCUGGAACGAGCGCCUUUUGGGCGUUUUUGGCUUGAUAACCAACUUACUGCUAAAUCGGCUAUCAAAAUUGUUGUGAGUAAACUUUCCAUUGACGAAACACCACAGGGUCCAUUCAGUGGCUGUUCUGCAGCUUACAAUGGAAUCACAGCAGAUGGAGUUUCCCAUUCGUCACGAAAUGAAAUGUUCUUUAAAUAGAUUAUUCUGCUAAAGCUUUUUUCUUUUUUUUGCAGUAUUUAAUUUCUCAUAAAACAGACUAUAAAUAAUGAUUUUAAUUUUUUUAAUUUUUUUUUAUAAUAUUCUUCAGCCGUAUUUGUUUACCUGCAUUUUAUUGCAGUGCUGAUCGUUUUCCCUCACAUCUCUGUAACCGAAUUGGCAUUACUUUUGUCUAAACAUGUGUAAUAAAAGAGCAAACUGACGCCCCUCA